Lachancea mirantina is the source of this 1356-nucleotide messenger RNA. Lineage: Eukaryota; Fungi; Ascomycota; Saccharomycetes; Saccharomycetales; Saccharomycetaceae. The record is from the annotation of a GenBank genome assembly.
AUGUCCACUUUACCAAUCGUUAAUCCAUUUCACUGGGGGUUUCGUGGAACCGUUGAUCAAGUCUUUAAUCCAGAUGGGACUGUUCCGUUGAAAUUGAAAAAUGGCCAAGAAUUGCAAUUGCAUGAUUUUAUCAGUAAGGAAGUACCAGCCCUGGCCGACAGGUCUCAAUUCGAGUUGAAUCCUUACCUUUUCACCGGGUACUUGCAAACUAUGUAUCUUUUCGGGGCGGACUUCUCGAAAUCGAAUCUUGCGUUUUACGGUCGAGAAAUCGUAAAUUUCUCCGACGGUGGUAUCUCCACUGCUGACUGGCUCAAGAGCGGCUGGGAGUCCAAGUACGGGCUCGACAAAGCUUCUGGGAAGUUUAAUCGUGAAAAAUUUGCAGAGGAUGCAAGUGCUACUCAUCCAGAGAGCUGGCCUCGAUUGCACCCUCGCACACGAUUUUUGACAAGCCCCGAGCUCGAGGAAACGCAUCAAAGUGAGAAACCUUUGGUGGUUAUUUUACAUGGAUUGAGCGGUGGGUCGCAUGAGCUUAUUUGCCGAGCUCUUGCGUUGCAGAUAGCCCAGAUAAGUGGCGGAAAAUUUGAUGUUGUCGUGCUUAACAGUAGAGGUUGUGCGCGCUCGAAGAUUACGACUCGAAAGCUAUUUUAUGCUCUGUUCACUGAUGAUUUGCACGAGUUUCUGUCGCGCGAGAAGAAAUGGCAUCCUAACAAAAAGAUAUACACCGUGGGGUUCUCAUUUGGAGGCACAAUUUUGGGAAAUUACCUGGGCCAAAAGGGAAGUAGGUCGCUUGUUACUGCCGCUGCCAUCUUAAGCACGCCUUGGGAUCUGUACCUGUCUGCAGUCAAGAUGAACGAUGACUGGUGGUCUAGAAAACUAUUCUCGAAGAGCAUUGCUCAGUUCUUGGUGAGGUUGGUAAAAGUCAAUAUGAAAGAAUUGGAGUUCAAAGAUACUGAUGAAAAGCCAAAGGAACCACCAAGUUUGGAACAUCCGUCUUUUGAUGUAUUUACCGCAGACAACUUGAAAAAGGCUUACUCUUUCAAAUCGACUGCAGAGUUUGAUAACGUUUUCACGGCUCCCUGUCUGGGAUUUAAGACAGCUAACGAAUAUUACAACGCCUGUGGAUCUAUUCAUCAAUUGCCAAACGUUAAAGUACCCCUUCUCAUCAUUAAUUCCAAAGAUGAUCCUAUGGUUGGUGAGGAAGCAAUCCCAUUUAAAUAUUCGAGAGAAAACAAAAAUGUCACCCUUUGCGUUACAGAUCUCGGCGGUCAUCUGGCAUAUCUUGACCGGAGUCACAAUCCUUGGGCCAUUACUCAAAUUGCCAAUUAUUUUUGUAAAUUUGACGAGCUUGUACAGUGA